UUCUCUGCUACAUUUUAGUGAUGGGCAUAUUUGGGCUUGGAUGCUUUCAAUGCCCUAUAACAAACCUGAAGAUGCUGCUGGGCUUACCAGGACUGCUACAAUCAAGGGAUCCACAGUAACUUGUGACAAUGAUCGUGCAUGCGGACGGGGUCUGUUCUGUGACCGGCAUUUUGGGCUGUGUAUGGCACUUCGCCAUGAAGGGCAGUUUUGUAGAAAAGAUUCUCAGUGUGUCCGUGGAUUGGGCUGUAUGUAUGGGAAGUGUCAACAGAUCAUACCAGAUGGACAUGAAGGGUCUCGCUGCAAGCAGGAUAAGGACUGUGCCCCUUCUAUGUGCUGUGCCAGACAUCACGGAGAGAUGAUCUGCAAACGCAAGCUUCCUGCUGGGGACAGCUGUUUUGUUCCAGACGGUGGUCUAGCAUUCAGCAUGAACCAGCUAUGCCCAUGUGAGGAAGGCCUGAUCUGCAGCUCCACAUUGAGAAAGCGAGAGAAAGAGUUUGUUUACAGUCACAGUUCAGACUGGAAGUGCAUGUCCCCUUCAUCGUGAACACCUCCCCAACUCCCCC
Pelobates fuscus (common spadefoot toad) is the source of this 563-nucleotide messenger RNA. Its product is annotated as dickkopf-related protein 3-like. Gene Ontology annotation, molecular function: co-receptor binding; receptor antagonist activity. The transcript is spliced from 4 exons. The record is from RefSeq and is a predicted model, not a curated record. Lineage: Eukaryota; Metazoa; Chordata; Amphibia; Anura; Pelobatidae. The coding region runs from base 41 to 544 and encodes 167 amino acids. Gene Ontology annotation, cellular component: extracellular region. Gene Ontology annotation, biological process: multicellular organism development; negative regulation of canonical Wnt signaling pathway.